AUGGCCGAACAUACCAAUCAUUUUGCCAAUGGCAUUGGGACCAAGAUUUCCCAGAUCGAACAAGUCAUUGCAUCAUCAUUGAGGCCCUUGCCCAAGGAAACUGGUGAUGGUACCUACAUCAAAGGCGCCACCACUACUGGUGUAGCCAAGGAUUUGGGCAAUAUCAGUUUGAAAGAAGUGAAGGCGAUUGUCGAGGUUGCCAAGGAUGCAGUAACCGGCGAACCUUGGAAGGACCGGGAGUACAUCAUGGAACGAGUGAUUCAGCUUGCGGCUGGUCUUCCUUCGACCUCUAAGGCUGGGAAUGAAUUGACCAACACGUUCUUGGGUACUCUAUGGAAAGACUUGCAGCAUCCACCAAUCUCGUAUCUUGGUCGUGAAUCCUCCUAUCGAAAGGCGGAUGGAUCUGGAAAUAACCCGUUCUGGCCGAACAUUGGUGCUGCAGGCACUCCUUAUGCCCGAUCAGUUCGACCGACGAUCAUGCAGCCUGUUGACCGACCAGACCCAGAAACCCUUUUUGAUACACUCUUGGCUCGGAAAGAGUUCAAGGAGCACCCUAACAAGAUUUCGAGCGUGCUAUUUUAUCUAGCAUCUAUUAUUAUUCAUGACCUUUUCCAGACAGACAAAACUGGUACCUCAUCGUUGACAUCGUCUUAUCUUGACCUGGGUCCUCUCUAUGGUAAUAACCAAGAUGAGCAGAACGCGGUGAGGACUUUCAAGGAUGGUAAGCUGAAGCCCGAUAGCUUCUCGGCAAAACGUAUCCUUGGGUUCCCACCCGGUGUGGGUGUUCUGCUAAUCAUGUUCAAUCGCUUCCACAAUCAUGUGGCUGAGAAUUUGGCAUUGAUCAAUGAGGGUGGCCGUUUCACUAAACCGGACGCAUCUAACAAGCAAGCUUACGCAACAUGGGACAAUGAUCUCUUCCAGACGGCACGCUUGGUCACCUGUGGUCUCUACAUCAACAUCAUUCUCAAGGAUUAUGUCCGAACGAUUCUCAACAUGAACCGGACUAACAGUGACUGGAGUUUGGACCCCCGAGCAGAGAUCAAAGACGGCCUACUCGGCUCGGCCCCAGCUCAGGCCACUGGAAACCAGGUCUCGGCAGAAUUCAACCUUGUAUAUCGAUGGCACUCUUGCAUCUCCGCCCGUGAUGAAAAGUGGUCGGAGAACAUGUAUAAGGAGAUCUUCAAGGGUCAAGACUCAAAGACGCUGAGUAUCCCGCAAUUCAUGCAAGGGCUUGGUCGGUGGGAGGCAAUGCUUCCUGAAGACCCAGAGGACCGUCCCUUUGCCAACCUGCACCGGAAGGCAGAUGGUACCUACGAUGAUGAUGACCUAGCCAAGAUAUUCCAAGAGAGCGUUGAGGAUGUCGCCGGUGCUUUCGGAGCAUCGAAUGUGCCGACCGUCUUUAAAACCAUCGAAGUCCUCGGCAUGAAACAGGCACGGUCUUGGAACCUGGCCACACUGAAUGAGUUCCGAGACUACUUUAACCUGGCACCAUACAAGACCUUCGAAGAGAUCAACUCUGACCCGCAGAUUGUUGACCAGCUCCGCCACUUCUACGAUCAUCCUGAUCUGGUGGAGCUCUACCCCGGUCUCAUCGUGGAGGAUGCAAAAGAGCCCGUACUUCCUGGCAGUGGUUUGUGUACCAACUAUACCACAUCCAGAGCCAUCCUUUCGGAUGCGGUUGCUUUGGUUCGUGGAGAUCGUUUCUACACCGUGGACUACACUCCUAAGCAUCUGACCAACUGGGCGUAUAACGAGAUCAAUUUCGAUAACAACGUGGACUCUGGCCAUUGCUUCUAUAAACUGGCUCUGCGGGCAUUCCCCAAUCAUUUCCGUGGAAACUCUGUUUACGCGCAUUUCCCGAUGGUUAUUCCGAGCGAGAACAAGAAGAUCCUCACAGGCCUCGGAAAGAGUGAACUAUACAGCUUUGCCGCACCUAGCUUUACUCCAAUCGCCCAAAUGAUCAAUUCCCAUGCUGCUUGCAAGGCUAUUCUGGGGGACCAGGAAGGCUUCAAAGUGACCUGGGGCAAGAUGUUGGAGUUUCUCUUGAGUCGUGAUGGCCACCCAUAUGGACGCGACUUCAUGAUUUCAGGUGAUCGUCCUGCAAAUGCGGCAUCUCGCAAGAUGAUCGGCGGUGCUCUGUACCGAGACAAAUGGGUAUCCGAAGUGCGGAAGUUCUACGAACAGAUCACUAUCCAACUAUUGCAGCGGAACUCAUACAAAGUGGGUAGUGCAAACCAGGUGGAUAUCUGUCGUGAUGUUUCCAAUCUCGCACAACUUCAUUUCUGCGCCAAUAUCUUUUCUUUGCCGCUCAAGACAGAGUCAAACCCCCGUGGUGUGUUUACCGAGAGCGAGCUGUUUCAAAUUCUGAGUCUGGUCUUCACAUGCAUCUUUUACGAUGUGGACGUUUCCAAGUCUUUCCAGCUGGAGCAGGCUUCUCGCGCGGUUGCACAGCAGCUUGGAGAGCUGGUCAUGGCUAAUGUUGAGGUGGUCGAUAAGGCUGGAUUCGUCGCCAAUAUUGUGAGUCGGAUUCAUCGUCACGAUGUCCUUAGUGACUAUGGUGUGCAUAUGAUCCAGCGUCUUCUCGACAGCAAGCUGCCUCCGAAGGAAAUUGUGUGGACGCAUAUUAUCCCCUCGGCGACUUCGAUGAUGGCCAACCAGGCUCAGCUAUUCAUGCAGUGCUUGGACUUUUAUCUCGAGGAGGAAAAUGCCUGCCAUCUUGCAGAGAUUCAACGGCUGUCUAAGGAGAAAACUCCAGAAUCUGAUGAACUUCUUCUGCGAUACUUUAUGGAAGGCGCACGUAUCCGGUCAACGGUUGCUUUACUUCGGGAAGUUGUGAAGCCCACCGUUGUCGAAGACAAUGGUGAAAAGGUGACAUUGAAGACGGGCCAGCAAGUCAUAUGUAAUUUGGUUUCUGCAGGUCACGAUGCGAAGGCAUUCCCUGAUCCCGAGACGGUCCGCUUGGAUCGUGACUUGAGUCAGUAUACCCACUUUGGCUUCGGUCCACACCAUUGCAUUGGGCGUGAAAUGUGCCAGCUUGCUCUCCCUACAAUGCUUCGGGUUGUCGGACAGCUGGAGAAUCUUCGACGUGCUCCCGGCCCACAGGGACAGUUGAAAAAGAUUCCAAGUACCGGCGGCAUCACGAUGUAUAUGGAUGCCGAGCAGAGUGCAUACUCGCCAUACCCAGUGUCAAUGAAAGUGCAGUGGGACGGUGCCUUGCCCACACCCACCUGCUAG
Penicillium odoratum is the source of this 3234-nucleotide messenger RNA. Its product is annotated as peroxidase/cytochrome P450 family protein. The transcript has 7 exons. The record is from RefSeq and is a predicted model, not a curated record. The coding region runs from base 1 to 3234 and encodes 1077 amino acids. Lineage: Eukaryota; Fungi; Ascomycota; Eurotiomycetes; Eurotiales; Aspergillaceae. Gene Ontology annotation, molecular function: iron ion binding; monooxygenase activity; oxidoreductase activity, acting on paired donors, with incorporation or reduction of molecular oxygen. Gene Ontology annotation, biological process: response to oxidative stress.